Messenger RNA from Ipomoea triloba (trilobed morning glory), 1700 nucleotides. Its product is annotated as protein WHAT'S THIS FACTOR 1 homolog, chloroplastic-like. The record is from RefSeq and is a predicted model, not a curated record. Bases 434 to 1666 code for a protein of 410 amino acids. NCBI's taxonomy places the organism in Eukaryota, Viridiplantae, Streptophyta, Magnoliopsida, Solanales, Convolvulaceae. The transcript has 2 exons. Gene Ontology annotation, molecular function: RNA binding.
CCAAAAACAAAACUCAAUUAGCUCUAUCCCUUCUCACUUUCUCAUUCUCAAAAGUCAAAAGUCAAAUCUGGCUUCUCUCCCUCCGCAGUCCGCCCUCGUCAGUCAUCUCUUGUCUCUCGCCGCCUCACGCCUUCCGCCCUCGGCAACACUCCGGUCACUCCCUCGCGCCCUCCGCCCUCGUUCGGUCGGUUUCACCAAUGGUUUUGUAUAGAAAAGUUUGUGCAGUGACUAUUGUGUUGUGGUUUCUUGCUGAGGACAAGUCUGAGUCUUUAAGUUGAUAUUCUAGAGAUUUGUAGGGAUUUCAAGUGAAUAGACUGAAAAGUCUCUGCACAUGCCAAUUGUGUAAAACUCCAAACAUGUAGACACUGUCAAGUUCUUGCACGCUAAGGGCGUUCGGGUGCUGGUCUGAUAGAAGCUUCAGUUGCCCUCCAAAAUGAUUCAAAAUGUAAUCUUUAGGGGAGUUUGUAAGCCUGUUCGAUCCAUUCUCAAUGAUUCGAAACAGAUCUUUGAAAUAUUCAGACCAGCUUCACUCAGGAAAUCAGCUCACAUGUUGCUACAAACCAUGUACAAAACGGGUGGAGGGAGACCCAAGAAGAAAAUUUACCAUAGAGUUCAUGAGCUGGACCGAGUUAUGGACCUUCAGAAGAAGCCGUCAUUGAUUCUACAGCUAAAAUCCAUAAUUGAGUCUCAAAGAAACCAGAGCCUCCUUCUAAGAGACCUUGAGAAGGAAGUUGGGUUUGUUCAGAAAUGGAAUUUCAUGAAUGUGAUUGAGAAGUACCCUACAAUUUUCUAUGUCACUUGUGCUGGUGGAACACCUCCGGCGGUUAUGCUGAGUAGAAAAGCUAAAGAAAUUGCAGUGGAAGAAGGCCAAGUGAGACUGGAAAUGGAGCCCAUUCUGAUUAAGAAUCUACGCAAGUUGUUAAUGUUGUCAGUUGAUUGCCGGGUGCCAUUGGGAAAUAUUGAUUUGAUUGAAAAUGAAUUGGGGUUGCCUCCUGACUACAAAAAUUCUUUGAUCUCAAAAUACCCAGAAUUUUUCUCGGUGAAAAGUGUUAACGGUAGGGAUUAUCUUCACUUGGAGAAUUGGGAUUCUUCAUUAGCAGUCACUGCUAGGGAGGAAAGAUGGGCAUGUGAAAGGGAAUCGAAGUUGGAAGAGGGUAUAAAGCCAACAAGAACAUCCAAAGACGGGAACUUUUCUGGUCCUUUUGCAUUUCACGUGAGUUUCCCUGCUGGAUUCAGGCCAAACAAGAGUUACCUCGAGGAAGUUGUGAGAUGGCAGAAGAUGGAGUUCCCAUCUCCAUACUUGAAUGCUAGGAGAUUUGACAUUGCUGAUCCAAAAGCUCGAAAAAGAGUGGUGGGCGUGCUUCAUGAACUCCUGAGUUUGACUAUGGAGAAGCGGCUGACAUCCGCUCAACUGGAGGCAUUCCAUUCUGAAUAUCGUUUGCCAGCUAAACUCCUACUUUGCUUGAUCAAACAACACGGCAUAUUUUACAUUACAAAUAAAGGUGUAAAGAGUAGUGUAUUCCUAAAAGAGGCUUACAGUGGAUCCAAUUUGAUUCAUAAAUGCCCUCUUUUGGUGUUUAGGGAUAGAUUCAUUGCACUGAUCGGUAGAAAGGACAUCAAUUCAUUUACUAGUGCUCAUCAUAAUAUAUUUCAUGAAAUAAGUUAGUUGAUAAUGCAAUGGUUACCUUCUUUGUUUUUAA